CAAUUACUUAUGUGGUGCUGUAUAUAGUGCGAAUGAUAAAUGCUGCCUAGAAGCCCUGGUAACUGUCGUAAAACGGACGCUUCGCAGAUGAACAUCAUUUGUUACGAUAGAAUCAUUCGCUGCCUCCUACUAAGAUGGACCCGUCAUCCAUCAAACAGAAAAUGUAAAGUAUAUAACAAUCAGCUAUAUGAUGGACGGGCUAUAUAACUUAAAAAUAGUUUUUCGUUUCAAUUAUACAUGCAAGUGAUAUCAUAUGUAUACAAUGUAUCGCAAACAAUUUGAAGAAGUGCAAUGUGCAUGUAUGUAUAGUUAUGUUCUUUCUUUUACGACAAAGUGUACAUAGUAAUAAUCCUCGUACCUCACUUUUACUUUUUUAAAUAUGUUAAAAAAAGAGCAGAUCCUGACUAAAAUAGUACGAAGGGGCAAACACAUCGAAUAUUUUAAAAAAGUAGACAAUACAUACAAGCUGUCGCAGUCCGUUCAAUUCUUUUUCUCCCCGCCCUCUGCCAUCUGCUUGACGGAUAAAAUUCGCCGCCUAAAAAAAACCAACAACAUCGCCCAUUCGUUUUCUGAGACAAACACAAUGAUCCCAGCACGAUUGGUUCGUCAAACCGCCUCUGGAACCAAAUACGUGACGAUCCCAUCACCCUCAUCACUGUCGGCUGCUACUUCCAACACACCAACAAUAUGCUUCAUCCCAGGAUACCGAUCCGAAUUCAUGGCAUCGCAUAAAAGCCAUUUGGCGUAUGAUAUUGCCAGACGGCUCAGAUACAGAUUCAUGGCAUGGGACCAUCAUCCAGUUGAUGGAUCUGUUCAACAAUGGUACGAGGCCAGUUGCGAGCUUUUGGCAGCUGAAAUACAAGAUGGUGCUUCUGGAGACCGAAACAAUAAUGUCGUCUAUCUCAUCAGUUCCAGCAUGGGUACCUGGCUAUCCUUAUUACUUGCUCGGCGAUUCUCACAUAAUGUGCGCGGAAUAUUAGGCAUUGGCAGCGGUGUCGACUUUACCGAGAGAUGGUUACAAAAUGAAGUUCCUGUGGACCACCGGUGCGACCGUACAUAUGUAUGGAAGCGGCCCUCACAGUACGAUCCAUCGGGCUAUUAUGCAGUGCCGGUUGCUAGCUUGCUUGAUUCUCGACCAAUGUUGAUUAUGGACAAUGAUAGAAGAAACCUGCCGACACUGUCAAAUUGCCCCAUUACUUUGAUUCAUGGUGGUCAAGAUGUCGAUGUGCCGUUAUCACUUGCACAAGAUCUGGCGCGAGAACUACAAUUGCACGGGAACGAGGUGGUGCUGGAUAUAAUAGAAGAUGGAGAUCAUCGACUAUCGAGGCCACAUGACUUGCAGCGGAUAGGAAAACGGGCGAUCGGCAUGGUUGCAAAGGGGGAAACCCUCCACAAAAUGAAACCGUAGCAGAUAAUGCCAUAUUUGGAACCUUAUUC
Molecule: messenger RNA, 1437 nt
Organism: Zychaea mexicana
Lineage: Eukaryota; Fungi; Mucoromycota; Mucoromycetes; Mucorales; Lichtheimiaceae
Product: Alpha/Beta hydrolase protein
Exons: 1
Coding region: 380-1408 (342 amino acids)
Molecular function (GO): hydrolase activity, hydrolyzing O-glycosyl compounds
Source: RefSeq, a predicted model, not a curated record